AUUAUUUUAAACUAUUUGCCCUCUCCAGUCUCCAGUCCUAGUCAUAGCGAUGAAAGAAUAAUAAUAUUUCUGCUUAUGUUAUUAUCAGUCAUCGAUAUUUGAUAGUCAGAUAUUAAAUAUUGAACUGCGGGCUUUGCUAAUUGCUGCUAGGUAACCGGACAAGACUUAACAGUGUUUGUACCUAAAUUCCUAUACAUAUUUUGUUACCGUUGUGCGUCUUUCGACUGUGCUGCGACUUUGCUAAUGUUUAGGCGUUACAUUCAAGGUCUUAUAUUAACUCGUUAUUGACAUUUCACUUUUUUCUACCGAAAGAUCACUACAUAAUAUUUCCGUUCACCGUCGUCAUUGUUGAAGUAUCAUUUGCGCUGAACUACACUCUCUAGCAAAAUUCCAGUGACGUUGAACCAAUUAUGUAAAAAUCUACAUUGCGUUCUUACCAAUAAGCCAUACACAAUUCUUCAAUAUAAGUUUAUACAAUCUGCAUCGUUCACGUAUACUACACAGUAUACUUUUCAUCAAAAGAAGAAUAGUUCAUCAAAUGGGAUCAAUAGCAUCAAAAAGUUCUGAAAGCUAUUAACCCGGUAUUCCCUGCAGUCAUUGAAUGUUAUUUAGUCGGAGACUAGUAUUUAGAAGUAGUAUAUGUCCCCAAUUGCGUGUGUUUUGCAGAACAAUGUCGGGUUCUUGCGAUGACGUUGAGUACACCGUUUGUCGUGAAAAUGACAUACCUGAAAAUGGAAUGCGAGAAUUUGAAGUUGGAAACAAUGGAAGCAAAGUUUUAGUUGUAAAGCAGAAAAACCAAAUUUUCGCUGUUGGUUCAAAAUGUUCCCAUUAUGGAGCUCCUUUAGUAAAUGGCGCACUAGGCAACGGCAGAGUACGAUGUCCUUGGCAUGGUGCAUGUUUUAAUUUGAAGUCAGGCGAUAUUGAAGAUUUUCCCGGUUUGGAUAAUAUUCCAUCUUAUAAGGUAACUGUAACAAAUGGUGAUGUUAAGGUGUCAACUAAAAAGAGUGCACUCGAAAAUGGCAAAUUUGAAAAACCACUGAUCAAGCGUAAUCCAUGUGAUAAACGAACAUUUAUUGUUGUUGGCGGCGGACCUGCUGGAACUUGUUGUGUACAAACACUUAGGCAGGAAGGCUUUGAUGGUCGUUUAAUACUUAUUACCAAAGACAAUUAUUUACCAUAUGACCGUACAAAGCUGAGUAAAGCGCUAAAUACUGACAUCAACUCAAUAUUGUUACGUUCCCAGGAAUAUUACGAUAAUGGUGAUAUUGAAGUCUUAACAAAAACCAGUUUGGAAUCUAUUGACUCAGAUAAAAAAAUCGUCAAACUAUCUAAUAAUGAUCAAAUAGCUUUUGAUUCAAUGUUUAUUGCCACUGGAAUGACACCACGUACAAUCCCUGAUGCUUCAAAAUUCAGCAACGUAUUUACAUUACGCACAGCAGAUGAUGCUGCUAAAAUAUCUCAAAGUCUAUUCCCCGAUUGUCAUGUGGUUAUCAUCGGAUCAUCAUUCAUUGGUAUGGAAGUGGCUGCAUCAGCUAUUUCCAGAGUGAAAUCUGUAAACGUAAUUGGACGAAGUAAUGUUCCUUUUAUGGAGAGCUUAGGCAAAGAUUUGGGUGAACGUGUUCAAGAAUUGUUUGAAUCAAAAGGAGUUGUGUUCAAAAUGAAAACGAGCGUGAAAAAUUUUAUUAGUUUUAAUCAUAAAUUAUCUGAAGUAGAACUAGCUGAUGGCCAAAAGCUCAAGGCCGAUGUUUGUGUAAUAGCAACAGGGGCUAAAGCCAAUUCAGAGUUUUUAGCUUGUUCUUCUAUUAUAGUAAACUCUGCUAAUGGUACAAUCGAAGUCGAUGAGAAUCUAGAAACUAAUGUUAAGGGAAUUUUUGCCGGUGGAGAUGUCGCCAACGCCCCGGUUUAUCCUUUUAACACUAAAGCGUCGAUCGGUCACUGGCAAUUAGCUACUUACCACGGUAAAACAGCUGCACUUCAAAUGCUUGGAAAAAUAAACCCUAUUCAUUCAGUGCCGUUUUUCUGGACUAUGCUGUUUGGAACUGGCAUUCGAUAUGCCGGUUAUGGUUAUGGUUAUAACGACAUUUUAAUUAAUGGCGAUUUAGAGAACUUCAAAGCAGUUAUAUACUAUUGCAAGGAUAACGAUGUCUUAGCAGUGGCAACAGUUGGGAGCGAUCCCGUUGCAGCGAAAUUUGCCGAGCUUUUGGCAAGUGGUAAGACAUUGAAAAAAGAUCAAGCCAUUAAUAACAAAUGGUUGAAUGAUGAAGAUGAUGAUGAAGUCGUUUGUACUAGAUUAUGAUUAUUGUAACACAUGAAUUUGUUUUAUCUUAUAUACACCACAACAAACAUUGUCAUUCUACAAGUGUACUUUAAAAUAUUUAUAUGAAAUCCUUAUAAUUUAUUGUUUUUUUUUCAUGUAAUCACAAAAGUAAAGUUGGUAUAUACUAGUUAUUAAAUAAUCUAAUUUAUUUGUUGCAUUAACAA
This is a messenger RNA of Adelges cooleyi (spruce gall adelgid), 2481 nucleotides long. RefSeq names its product apoptosis-inducing factor 3-like. The record is from RefSeq and is a predicted model, not a curated record. Gene Ontology annotation, molecular function: 2 iron, 2 sulfur cluster binding; oxidoreductase activity, acting on NAD(P)H; flavin adenine dinucleotide binding. Bases 602 to 2296 code for a protein of 564 amino acids. The transcript is spliced from 11 exons. NCBI's taxonomy places the organism in Eukaryota, Metazoa, Arthropoda, Insecta, Hemiptera, Adelgidae. Gene Ontology annotation, cellular component: cytoplasm.